Musa acuminata subsp. malaccensis (wild Malaysian banana) is the source of this 2154-nucleotide messenger RNA. The record is from RefSeq and is a predicted model, not a curated record. Lineage: Eukaryota; Viridiplantae; Streptophyta; Magnoliopsida; Zingiberales; Musaceae.
AAUCAGAUGGUACAACACACACCUUCUGCAUAAACACUUUGUCCACCAUUUUCCUAACACUGAGUGAAGAUCGAUCGGAUGGAAGCCUUUGCUAUGGGGUUCGCGGAGGGCGUCACUACGUCCCUCUUAGGGAAGCUAGGAAACAUCCUGGCAGAAGAAGCAGGAUUGCUUGCAGGCGUCGAAGAUGACAUACAGUACAUACUGGAAGAGCUCAAGAGCAUGGACUCCUUCCUGGCCGUCCUGUCUUCCUCGCUGGAUCAUAACAAGCAAGUGAAAACAUGGAUGGAGCAAGUUAGGGAUUUGGCUUACGAUGCUGAGGAUUGCGUUGACGUGUUCCGACAUCGUCUCCGGAGGCCUCGCCACCAGCAUCCACUGGCAGGCGUGCUCCUCCAUACUGUUCGCCUGCUGAGGACACUCAAAGCACGUCACUCUAUCGCAACUGACCUGCGCAAGCUAAAGCUCCGCGCUCGCGAUGUGAGCGAGAGGCGUGCACGCUACGCCCUCGGAAUUGGCCCUUCUCCGGGAGGCGCAAGAAGUUUCAGCUCAAGUAGUGCCUCCAGCUCUUCUGGCCUUCUUCGACGUUGUGCUUCUUUUGUGAAGGAAGUUGGACCCAUGGGCAUGGAUCAUUACAAGCGUGAGAUUGUUGGGCGGCUAAUGGAGGAGAACGAUCCCCAACUCAAGGUAAUUUCUAUCGUCGGCAUUGGUGGAUUGGGCAAGACGACUCUGGCAAAGAUGGUAUAUCAAAGCUCGGCCGUCACCGGCGGCUACUUCCAAGCCCGCGCAUGGAUUGAGAUGCCACGAUGUUUCAAGAUCGAGCCACUUCUCCGAAACAUGAUUCGACAAUUCUCCUCCAGGGGUCAGCAGAUCCUAGAUAUCUUGGGGGUUGAUCCCAUGAAUCCGGGACUCACCGUGUUUGGUGACGGCAUACCAUUCCACAACUAUGGAAGGACGAGACUACUGAGGGUGUUGGACUUGCAAGGAUGCAAGGGUCUCCGUCACAAUCACCUCAAGAACAUCUCCCAGUUGUUUCUUUUGAGCUUCCUAUCUCUGAGAAACUCUUCUGUAGAGAAGCUUCCAGAUUCGAUCGGAGACCUGCCGAACCUGCAGACUCUGGACAUCAGAGGAACAGGCAUCAAGAAGUUCCCCGGUGCGGCUGUCAAACUCAAGAAGUUGGCCUAUCUUCUCGCGGGCACCAAAUUCCAUUUUGAAGCUAACAGAGUCGAGUUUUCCGGCAGUUGGUCCUAUGAGAGUUUGAGGAUGCCGACAGGAGUAGGGAAGAUGAAAGGGCUGCGAAAUUUGGGACUAAUAACUGUUACCAACUCGAUUGUGCUGCGGCAGAUAGGCAAGCUAACCCAGCUUCAGAAGCUAAGCAUCGAUGUUACCGUAAGAUACGUACGAAGGGUCGUACAUAUCGGUCCUGAAUACACCCGACGAAAGGAGCACUUCGUCGACUUGCUUUCGAAGCUCGACAGUUGCCUUCGUUCCUUAACCAUUCUUGACAACGGCAAUGGCCUGGGUCAGAUUCUAAACAACCUACAUAGACCGCCCUUGCUCCUCCAUGACAUACAGCUCGUGGGCUUUCUCCAAACUUUGCCGGUUUGGGUCGCAUCGCUAAACAGGAUUGUCAAGAUAACACUACGGUUCACGUUCCUAAUGCGAGAUGCUGUACGAGUCUUGAAAAAUCUCCCCGCACUUGCCCAACUAGUACUUGGAUAUAAUUCACUCGAUGAAUGCGACGAACAACUAGUCUUCGACCAUAAUGGAUUUAAAGGCUUGAAGUUAUUGCACAUGGAAUCCGUGGACGUGAGUUUCCGAGAAGGAGCACUGCCAAAUCUCGAGUGGUUGAAAUUAAUCGGCCACUUCGGUGACCAAAGCAUCUCAGGGAUGCAACAUCUCCACAGUCUCAAGGAAGUCUACCUGGAUAUCGGUAAUGAACGACUCCAGGAAAUGAUUAGAACAACGGCUGCAGUACAUCUGAACCGCCCCAAAUUUGUGAUCGCGUAAAAAAAUCUGUGGAGAGGUCUUCUUCUUUUCAAUCUUACCAGCGUUGUAAAUGUUCAUAUCAUUAAAUUUGUCUCUUGCUAAUCUUCCUCAUCCCCCACCCUCUUCGACAUUAUUAUGUGAUGCUUAGCAUCUCCCAAGUCUCUAUAAAAA